AUGAAAAAGAUUGAUAUCAGAAGUAAAAUUUUCAGGAAAAAUUUUCAUGAUGGUUGGGAGCGUGAAGGUGCUGCUGUUUGCAUUUACUAUAAGGGUGAAUUAGUAGUAGAUUUAUAUGGUGGAUAUUCAGAUGCGAGUUCACUUCGUCCAUGGACAGCACAUACAAGAACUGUUGUCUUUUCAGCUACAAAAGCUGUUGGCGCGCUUUGCAUAGCGGUGUUAAUUGAUCGAGGAUAUUUACGAUAUACAGAUCGAGUAAGCCAAUUUUGGCCAGAAUUUGGACAAAAUGGUAAAGAAAAUAUUACUGUGGGCUGGGUUAUGAAUCAUAGUGCAGGCUUAGCUGCUUUCGAUGAACCAAUAAGUAAACACGACGCUUGUGAUCAUCAAAAAAUAGCUGAUAUUAUUUCAAGACAAAAACCAAAUUGGAUACCAGGAACGAAAGUUGGAUAUCAUGCGAUAACUUAUGGAUGGCUUGUAGAUCAAAUUGUAAGACGUGUUGAUCCAAAACAUCGCAGUAUUGGGACUUUUUUCAAACAAGAAAUAGCAGAAAAAUUUGCAGAAGAAUAUACAGUAUCUCGAUUAACCUCGCCUCCAUUUUCGCACAAACUUAAAGAAAUAGCACAUGACCCAAGAAUUUUAUACGUGUUAUGUAUGCUUUAUAUACGACCUCCUACAUCAAUAGAAAUGUUAUCGUUUUGUAGCACUAUGAAAAAUUAUUUACAGAAAGUGAAUACUUUCAAUGAUCCUGACCUUCAUCAGAUGGAACAAGUGGCAGCUUUAGGCAUAACUAAAGCAAAAGAUCUCGCUCGAUUAUUCUCUCUUUUCAUUGAAGGAGAGAUUGUUUCAAAAAAUUUGAUAAAUUUGUAUAAAAUGCCAGAAAUAUCACGUGCUCCAUUACCCAAAGGAUAUGGCUUUAUGUAUGAACGACAUCCAUUCAAGCCCGGUUGUUGGCUUGUUGGACAUGCAGGUCUUGGUGGAAGCACAAUCAUGAUGGAUAUAGAAGAAAAUUUAGUAAUCGCUUAUGUAAGCAAUGGUCUAAAAUUGGGUACUGGAGAAUUAACCCGAACUUAUCGAUUACUGCGAAAUGCUGCUUUUUUAUCAAUAAAAUGA
Molecule: messenger RNA, 1110 nt
Organism: Thelazia callipaeda (thelaziosis nematode)
Lineage: Eukaryota; Metazoa; Nematoda; Chromadorea; Rhabditida; Thelaziidae
Source: the annotation of a GenBank genome assembly